Closterium sp. Naga37s-1 is the source of this 693-nucleotide messenger RNA. NCBI's taxonomy places the organism in Eukaryota, Viridiplantae, Streptophyta, Zygnematophyceae, Desmidiales, Closteriaceae. The record is from the annotation of a GenBank genome assembly.
AUGGCGGAAUCCGAGUCGCAAGGGGCCACCAAAUCGCGGUCGAAGCAGCCCCGCGACGAUAUCUGGUUGCGCGUGGAGUUCCCAGGGGAAGACCUAUCCGAUGUGAUUCGCAUCCGAGGCGCCACGCUCGGCGCAAACGCGACGAUCCUAGACCUAAAAGAGCGACUCGCUGAAACCAUCGCGUCGUCCGGCUCGGAAAGCAUACCCGUCCAUCGAGUCUUCGUGACGCUCCCGGCGGCGCCGGGCGCGGCGGGAAAUGCUGAGGAGGCGCGACAGCUGUCGGCGUCGGAUUCGCUGGACGAGCUUCCCGAGGGCGCGGGAGGGCCCAAGUGGCCGUUGAUCGCGAGGGUGCGAGGCCCAGCAGCCGCCGCCGCACCAGCAAAGCCUGUGCCAAAAAAGCCGCAGACUCUGUUCGAAAAGGGCUUGGCGGGAAAAGAUGAGCCGCCACAGAUCCGAAAUGCCAUGGACAUGCGCGAUCUCUAUCCGGGAGGAGUGCUCCCUAGAUCAGGCAUUAAGGAUGAGAACCUUAUCAUUAAGAUUCUCAAGCUGGCGCUGGUCUUUGCUCUGCUGGUGGGCAUAGCAGCAGGGGCCAUGUACCUGCUUGGGGAGGUGCUUCCGAAAUACUACAGUAAUGGGAACACUCCUCCGCCUUGGGGUCGUCAGGAUAUGCCCGGAAUGCAUACAGAGUUGUGA